GGAUCUGGAUCAUCUCAAGCCGAGCGGUGACGAUAUAAAACCCUCCUCACGGUGCCCGAUGCCACGAAUCACCCGAAUUAAUCUACCAUCUCCAUUCAAGGCUUCUUGGAUCGCUCAUACAUAAAUAUCUGUGAGUCAGAGGAAGCAACCACCGACCCCAAGACCUCACCCCGAGCCAUGGCUAGGCUCCUCACCACCUGCUGCCUGCUGGCCCUGCUGCUCGCCGCCUGCACCGACGUCGCCCUCUCCAAGAAGGGCAAAGGCAAACCCAGUGGUGGGGGUUGGGGCGCCGGGAGCCAUCGCCAGCCCAGCUACCCCCGCCAGCCGGGCUACCCUCAUAACCCAGGGUACCCCCAUAACCCAGGGUACCCCCAUAACCCAGGGUACCCCCACAACCCUGGCUAUCCCCAUAACCCCGGCUACCCCCAGAACCCUGGCUACCCCCAUAACCCAGGUUACCCAGGCUGGGGUCAAGGCUACAACCCAUCCAGCGGAGGAAGUUACCACAACCAGAAGCCAUGGAAACCCCCCAAAACCAACUUCAAGCACGUGGCGGGGGCAGCAGCGGCGGGUGCUGUGGUGGGGGGCUUGGGGGGCUACGCCAUGGGGCGCGUUAUGUCAGGGAUGAACUACCACUUCGAUAGCCCCGAUGAGUACCGAUGGUGGAGUGAGAACUCGGCGCGUUAUCCCAACCGGGUUUACUACCGGGAUUACAGCAGCCCCGUGCCACAGGACGUCUUCGUGGCCGAUUGCUUUAACAUCACAGUGACUGAGUACAGCAUUGGCCCUGCUGCCAAGAAGAACACCUCCGAGGCUGUGGCGGCAGCAAACCAAACGGAGGUGGAGAUGGAGAACAAAGUGGUGACGAAGGUGAUCCGCGAGAUGUGCGUGCAGCAGUACCGCGAGUACCGCCUGGCCUCGGGCAUCCAGCUGCACCCUGCUGACACCUGGCUCGCCGUCCUCCUCCUCCUCCUCACCACCCUUUUUGCCAUGCACUGAUGGGAUGCCGUGCCCCGGCCCUGUGGCAGUGAGAUGACAUCGUGUCCCCGUGCCCACCCAUGGGGUGUUCCUUGUCCUCGCUUUUGUCCAUCUUUGGUGAAGAUGUCCCCCCGCUGCCUCCCCGCAGGCUCUGAUUUGGGCAAAUGGGAGGGGAUUUUGUCCUGUCCUGGUCGUGGCAGGACGGCUGCUGGUGGUGGAGUGGGAUGCCCAAAAAAUGGCCUUCACCACUUCCUCCUCCUCUUCCUUUCUGGGGCGGAGAUAUGGGCUCGUCCAGCCCUUAUUGUCCCUGCAAGAGCGUAUCUGAAAAUCCUCUUUGCUAACAAGCAGGGUUUUACCUAAUCUGCUUAGCCCCAGUGACAGCAGAGCGCCUUUCCCCAGGGCACACCAACCCCAAGCUGAGGUGCUUGGCAGCCACACGUCCCAUGGAGGCUGAUGGGUUUUGGGGCGUCCCAAGCAACACCCUGGGCUACUGAGGUGCAAUUGUAGCUCUUUAAUCUGCCAAUCCCAACCCUACCGUGUAGAUAGGAACUGCCUGCUCUGCAUUUUGCAUGCUGCAAACACCUCCUGCCGCAGCGCCCCCAAAAUAGAGUGAUUUGGGAAUAGUGAGGCUGAAGCCACAGCAGCUUGGGAUUGGGCUCAUCAUAUCAAUCCAUGAUGGUUUGCUUCCAGCUGAGCCUCACUGCCCUUUUAUAGCCUGCCCAGAGGAAGGGAGCGCUGCUAAAUGCCCAAAAAGUAACACUGAGCAAAAGCUUAUUUCAAUGUAUGAUAGAGAACGAGUGCAUCUCGCACAGAUCAGCCAUGGGAGCAUCGUUUGCCAUCAGCCCCAAAACCCAAAGGAUGCUAAAAUGCAGCCAAAGGGGAAUCAAGCACGCAGGGAAGGACUUGAAUCAGCUCAACUGGAUUGAAAUGGCAAAAGGCAUGAGUAGAACGAACGCCAAGGGGAUGCUGGAGAUCCACCUCCUGUGAGCAAAUUGUUCGAUGCAGCCAAUGGAACUAUUGCUUCUUGUGCUUCAGUUGCUGCUGAUGUGUACAUAGGCUGUAGCAUAUGUAAAGUUACACGUGUCAAGCUGCUCGCACCGCGUAGAGCUAAUAUGUAUCAUGUAUGUGGGCACUGAAUGCCACCGUUGGCCAUACCCAACCGUCCUAAACGAUUUUCACGUCGCUGUAACUUAAGUGGAGAUACACUUUCAGUAUAUUCAGCAAAAAAGAAAAAAGAAAAAAGAAAAAAAAAAAAAGAAAAGAAAGAAAGAAAAGAUAUCGGGACUUGGAGGCAAUGUGUGCUUUGUGAGACACGACUGUUUUGUAUAUUUGUAACGGCGCAUGCACUGCGUUUUACUUUCCAAUAUUUUUCUAAUUGUUUGACGUCUGGUGCAUAUUAAAGCGGGUGAAGCGAAGGUGCUGGAGCCUCCUCCGUGCAGUUCUGGCUUUGGCCAUCUCAUGACCACGUGUCCCAUCCACUGGUUUUGGUGACAUCCUGCUCGUGUUGUCUGUUUUCCCAAGUUUCUUCCUUUUCUCCCUCUUCUUUCCCUACUCUACGAAGCACUCCACAGGGUUACACUGCAGACAAAAGCUGCAUUUUUUGCCCUUUAGAAUCAUGGAAUCAUUAUGGUUGGAAAAGACCUCCAAGAUCCCCAAGCCCAACCCCAACCCACCCCUCCGUGCCCACUGACCACGUCCCUCAGUGUCACAUCUCCAUAGUUCUUGACCACCUCCAGUGAUGGUGACCCCACCACCCCCCUGGGCCGCCUGUGCCAAUGCUUCACCACUCUUUCUGAGAACAAAUUGUUCCUAAUAUCCAACCUGAAACCUCUCUGACCCUUCCUCCCAUCCUUUGGGCACAUCAAUCCCCUUUAACACUGAAUUUAGCCAAAAAUCAAGAUCUGAUUAACCUCUCCCCCCCCCCCUCUUCCACAAAUGGUUCCGGUGCCAUCCAACAAACAUUUUCUACUAAAGCCAAUUCAACAGUUGAGGAUGUUCUUCUCAGUUGAGGACUUCUUCUUCUCCCUGUUUAAACCUCGAGUUCUUCUCCCAUCAUACAAAACCCAGCACCGUUAUUGAGCUAUCUGGAAUAUAGCAAAGCUUAAAAAUUACAAUGAAAGAGUGAAGAGUUUGGGACUUUGGCCAAAUGGUGCUUUUGUUUGAAGUGAUUUGGGUUGAGAAAGCCAGAAGUUGGACUCAAUGAUCCCUACAGGUCCCAUUCCAACAUGGCAAUUCUAUGAGUCUGUGAUUCUAUGCUAUUAAUUGUGCUGCAAUGCCCUCUUUCCUCAAGGACACUGUAAGUGUUGGUCUUCAAGUGAUGUGUCAGAAAACCCCCAGAGUGACUCCUUUUCAUGCUUUUCCAGGAAAAAUAAUAAUAAAAAAGAAGAACCUUUUGGCACUAAA
Molecule: messenger RNA, 3381 nt
Organism: Gallus gallus (chicken)
Lineage: Eukaryota; Metazoa; Chordata; Aves; Galliformes; Phasianidae
Gene: PRNP
Product: prion protein
Exons: 3
Coding region: 178-999 (273 amino acids)
Biological process (GO): protein homooligomerization
Cellular component (GO): membrane
Source: RefSeq, a predicted model, not a curated record